Rubroshorea leprosula is the source of this 2383-nucleotide messenger RNA. NCBI's taxonomy places the organism in Eukaryota, Viridiplantae, Streptophyta, Magnoliopsida, Malvales, Dipterocarpaceae. The record is from the annotation of a GenBank genome assembly.
AUUGAUGGUGGUGAUGGUGACGGUGACACCUCAUUAGACCAUUUUGGAUAAUCCUCAUCCGGAUCCGUACCCGGUUUCUCCGCCACGGUGGAGGACAGAAACCGACGCCAACUCCACUUCCAUUUCAACUGCAAUCCCCUCCGGCCUCCACCAAAAGGGAAAGAAAUCCCAAAUCUCUUUUCCUCACGCCCUUUCCUUUUCCUCUCUAUUAUAACUUCCACACAAGAUCCAUUCCUCCGGAGGAGAAAAGAAAUGGCCGAAAAGCACGAGGACGAGUGGAGUGGGAGCGAGGGCGGCGAUUUCACGUCCGAGGACGAGGGGACGGAGGAUUACAGGCGUGGUGGAUACCACGCUGUCAGAAUCGGUGACGCCUUCAAGGACGGUCGUUACGUCGUCCAAAGUAAGCUCGGUUGGGGCCAUUUCUCCACCGUUUGGCUCGCUUGGGAUACUCAGCUCUUGCGAUAUGUGGCUCUAAAAGUACAGAAAAGUGCUCAGCACUACACUGAGGCAGCCAUGGAUGAGAUAACCAUCUUGCAACAGGUUGCAGAAGGAGAUCCAGAUGAUAAAAAAUGUGUGGUGAAGCUUUUAGAUCAUUUUAAGCAUUCAGGUCCAAACGGGCAGCAUGUUUGUAUGGUUUUUGAGUACUUGGGUGAUAAUCUUUUGACGCUUAUCAAGUACAGUGAUUACCGUGGCCUGCCCAUUCAUAUGGUCAGGGAGAUCUGUGUCCGUAUUUUGGUGGGUUUAGAUUAUUUGCACAGAGAGCUUUCUAUUAUACACACUGAUUUAAAACCAGAGAAUAUUUUGCUAUUAUCAAUGAUAGACCCAUCUAAGGAUCCAAGGAAGUCGGGUGCUCCUCUCAUCCUUCCCAGUGGUAGGGAUAAAACUGCACUGGAGUCAACAAAAGACAUUAAAACAUUAAAUGGUGAUUUGACUAGAAAUCAGAAGAAGAAGAUUCGGAGAAAGGCUAAGCAAGCAGCUCAGGGAUAUAUGGAGAAAGAAGUUUCUGCUGAAGCUGAUGCAGAUGCUGAAACAUCAGGUGCAGCAGAAUCAUCUCUCAAUGGUAAUGUUGAAGAACAUCCACCUACUUCUGUCAAUACAAAUAGAUUAACCAAUGCUGAUGGAUCUAAAGGUGAUGGGCAAGUAAGUCAUGGUAAUAAGAGAGAAAGUAGCCACUUGACAAGGCGUAAGCUGUUGGAAUCAGUUGACUUAAAGUGCAAGUUGGUUGAUUUUGGGAAUGCAUGUUGGACAUAUAAACAGUUCACAAGUGAUAUUCAGACAAGACAAUACCGGUGUCCAGAGGUGAUCCUGGGAUCUAAAUACUCUACAUCAGCAGAUCUUUGGUCCUUUGCUUGCAUUUGUUUUGAGCUUGCAACAGGUGACGUGCUUUUUGAUCCCCACAGUGGUGACAAUUUUGACAGAGAUGAGGACCACCUAGCAUUGAUGAUGGAACUUCUAGGCAUGAUGCCCCGCAAGAUUGCCCUGGGUGGUCGCUAUUCUCGAGACUUCUUUAAUCGUUAUGGUGAUCUGAGGCACAUCCGCAGGUUGCGAUUCUGGUCCUUGAAGAAGGUCCUCAUUGAGAAGUAUGAAUUAAGUGAACAAGUUGCAAAUGACAUGACCAACUUCCUGGUUCCCAUACUUGAUUUUGUCCCUGAGAAGCGUCCCACUGCUGCUCAGUGUCUUCUUCAUCCAUGGAUGAAUCCUGGUCCUCGACUAUUAGAGCCAUCAAUAUGUUCUUCUCAAAGCCAAGGUCCAGACAAUUUUUCUGAAGAAAAGAAGACAGAGAUGGAUGAGAUGGAAGCAGUGGAGGUUGGAAUAGGGAAUAUUGCCAUCAGUGCAGAUUCUAAACAGGUCAAAGAUGCCCAGCCUACUUCAAAAUUAUCCAAGGCAGCAAGCAGCUCGUCUAGGUAGGAUCCCCAAGCAUGCCUACAGCUACAGAAUUCUUCACUCCAAUGGCUUUUACAACUCCCUCAAGAAAAAUGAUUACUUCUUAUUAUCUGUAUUUGCUUUCUGGAUGGGCGUUGGGAGGGACACUAUUUGAUUCUCGUACAGGUUAAGCCCUGGUAAGAGUGAUAAAAUCCGAAGGAGAGGUUCCGAUAUUACUGCAAACAGCUCCCCUUUCGAACAUGGCUGAUAAGUAUACUCCGUUUUAUUGUAUACCGCAGGUCAAAAGAUGGCCUUUCUUUGUGUAAAAAUUGUUUAAUUUUAUGUGAUUCGUGUACUGUACUGGAUAGCAUUCUUCAUGUUGGAACUAUCAGUACAUUAUUAAAAUUAUACACAUUCUUUACAGAGAAUUUUAGUGACGUAUCUUUUUACGCUUCAAAUUAUUUGUCUUGCAUUCUUCAUGUUGGAACUAUCAGUACAUUAUUAAAAUUAUACACAUUCU